Molecule: messenger RNA, 858 nt
Organism: Pelodiscus sinensis (Chinese soft-shelled turtle)
Lineage: Eukaryota; Metazoa; Chordata; Testudines; Trionychidae
Source: RefSeq, a predicted model, not a curated record
AGCAGGGAACCCCACCACAACACGCUGAGCUCACUCAGAACUCAGCACCUGUUGCUGUAUAUUACUCGGGAGCGGCUGAGCCAGACACGCGGCGGAAGGCAGGACGGCUGCGCUCAAGCCCUAGACUCCAGGGCGCCAUGGCGACGGACACCUGUGAGGUGUGGGAGACAGAGCUGGAGGACCCGGAGGCCAUGGAAGAACUGCCGCUGUUUGCAGAGCACGUCCCGGGGCUGUCGCUGGAGGACUUAGGACAAGAUGCCGAAGUGCCACAACGCGAAGAGGAGGCAGACAGAGCCCCGGAGAUGGAGCCGGAGGAGAGGGGCACACUGCACGUCAUCGAGCAGGAUCUAGAGGAGUUUGUGGAAAGCAUGACUGACACCCCCGGCGCCAUGGAAACGCACAUGCCCAGGGUAGAAGAGGAGGAGGAAACCAGCGCUGAUGUGCCAGAAGAAGCUCCCCAGAGCCUGCCGGUGACAAGGAAGGUCGAGUCCCGCGCCGCCGGGAAGGAAGCAGCCCUCUGGGCGGGGCUCUCACUCAACAAAUGCAUCCUCCUCGCCUCCGUUGUGGCUCUGCUGAGCCUGGGCUUCCAGGCGCUCCGAGACGCCAGCGACGUGGAGGCCGAGGGUCCCGACGCAGAACCCAGACUGUGGGCCUGGCCCCAGAGCAGCCUUCCCGAGCAGGGCGCCGGCGAGAGGGUAAGGAGAGGCGCGGUCGAGCAGGGGGAAUCUUGGAGGCAACUCUCCGAAAAGCAGCCACCAGGCUUUCACCGUGCCCAGGGCCCACCCUGCAGCCCUGACUCCCAGUCAGUCCAAUGAAAUCCAGGGCCGACCCACGAGAAGGGCUGCAGGGGGGAGCCAG